ACGGUUUGCACGUGUUCAAUAAAACAUAACCUGUUCAUAAUAAUUAAAAUUAAACUUGAGCAAUUGUUAUCAUAAAUUUUGAUCUUAAAUAAAUUAUAAAUAAAAGAGUUAAAAAUGAAUGUUAUACCCUGUAUGACAUGGGUCAAAAAAGGAGUUGCAGCAGCAGUUCCUGAGAAGGUCCAAUUGACUCCUGAAGAAUUGGAGGGAAUUAUUAAACAAACACAGUCAGAUUUACAAAUCCUUGAAAAUGAUGAAGGUGAAGGUGAUGAUGAUAAUGAUAAUGAUGAUGAUAAAAUUGAUGAUAAUGAACCAUCAGCAUCAGCAAGUUCUAACAAUAAUCAAAAUCAAUCUUCAUCAUCAACAAAAAUGGAUACAGAUGAGUAUGAUUUCGACAACUACGACAAUGAAGCUGGAGACAUUCAUUGUAGUGUAAGUGGUCUUGCAAUAAUAAAUUCAGAUGGUAAAGAUCCAUUUGUAACAGUUGGUGAUGAUGAAGAUGAAGAUUCUGAAAAAGAUGAUGAUAUUAUAAAACCAGAUGAUAAUCUUGUUGUUGUUGGACAUGUUGAUGGUGAUGCAAGUAUAUUAGAAGUAUUUGUAUACAAUGAAAAAGAAGGAUCAUUUUAUUGUCAUCAUGAUUUUUUUUUACCAUCAUUUCCAUUGUGUAUUGAGUGGUUAUCAUAUGAUCAAUCACAAGAAAAACCAGCUAAUUUUUGUGCAAUUGGUGAUAUGACACCAAUAAUACAAGUAUGGGAUUUAGAUUUAAUUGAUUGUUUUGAGCCUGUAUUUAAACUUGGUUCAAAAGCUAAAAAAAAGAAAAAUAUUAAACAAAUUGGACAUAAAGAUGCUGUAUUAGAUAUUGCAUGGAAUAAAAAUUAUUGUCAUGUAUUAGCAAGUGGUUCUGUUGAUAAUACAGUAUUAUUAUGGGAUUUAGAUACAUGUUUACCAAGUACAAAACUUGAUCAAUUUACUGAUAAAGUACAAUCAAUAAAAUGGCAUCCAAAUGAAACUCAUCAAUUAUUAACUGGUUCAGCAGAUAAAAUAACAAGAUUAUAUGAUUGUCGUGUUGAUGAUACAUUUAAAUCAUGGGAAACAAGUGGUGAAGUUGAACGUGUAUUAUGGAAUCAUUUUGAUCCAAAUUAUUUUUUUAUUAGUACUAGUAAUGGUAUACUUGAGUGUAUUGAUUCACGUCAAGGUAAACAUGUAUGGCAAAUAUCAGCACAUGAAAAAGAAAUAACUGGUUUAUCAUUGAGUUCAACUUGUACUGGUUUUCUUGUAACAUGUUCUGAUGAUGGUGUUGUUAAAGUUUGGGAUGCAAUACAACCAGAUAAUCUACAACUUGUUUGGGAAAAUCAAACAAAUUUGGGUAAACUUCAGUGUUUAUCAUCAUCACCAGAUAGUCCAUUUAUCAUUGCUGCUGGUGGUGAUAAUAAAUCACAUAAUUUUAAAGUUUGGAAUUUAUUUGAAACUGAAAUUAUUGCUGAAAGAUUCAAGGAUCGAUGUUAAUCAUUAAGUUCUUUUAAAUAAAAAUAAAUAAAAGUAAUAUCAAUAAAACAUUAUUUUUAUGUUUUUUUUUAUUUAUUUAAAAACCCAU
Aphidius gifuensis is the source of this 1591-nucleotide messenger RNA. It is a transcript of the gene nclb, whose product is annotated as periodic tryptophan protein 1 homolog. The coding region runs from base 115 to 1503 and encodes 462 amino acids. Gene Ontology annotation, cellular component: nucleus. Gene Ontology annotation, molecular function: protein binding. NCBI's taxonomy places the organism in Eukaryota, Metazoa, Arthropoda, Insecta, Hymenoptera, Braconidae. The transcript has 5 exons. Gene Ontology annotation, biological process: rRNA processing. The record is from RefSeq and is a predicted model, not a curated record.